GGAUAUAGCGCUUCUUGCUCUGCACUUCUACAGUAGGCAAGGAAAAAGCGGGAAACUCUUACCUGUGUUAGGACCAUAAGGUGAAAAACUCAUAAUCGUCGUUUAUACAUCUUUGUACUGAUUCAUUGUUCCUUAAACAUGGGUGGUGAAGACUCUUGAGCAAAGUUCUACCCAAUAAGCUAAAUGGACUACCUCCGCAAGCAGCAGCUGCAGGCCGAGGCGGACGCCAUAAGGCCUGGGCUUGGGACCGAGCUUUUCUCCCGCUUCCAUGUCACCACUAGCGCCGAGCUGGAUGAGCUGCAAGCUCUUAUAGAAGAGCAUAAGCAGGUGGUGAUGUCCUCUAUGGAAGCCGUAAUAGCCAACAAUCGUCGCCAAGCGGACGAGUACCGGCGCCAGACUGCCCUGCUAGAAGCCAAGGUCGCUUCCUCCGGCGUGUCUCAGCUGCCCGGCGCGGGGCUGGACGCGGCUCGUCACCUGGCAGCGGUGGCGGGCAGGCUGGGGCUGCACACGGCUUCAGAGGGGGCCAUGGUGGCUGCAUGGGUGGCGGAGGAGGCGGAGAAGCUGAGGCAGGAAAGGUUGCAGGUCCAGCGCGAGUCUGUGGCACAUGACCUCCGCUCCGCCGCCCAGACCGCCGCCCGGCAGGCUGCCGAGGUGGCGGCCGCGCUGGAUGCCGCCCGCCGCUCUCAGGCGGUUGCGGAGCGGGGCCUGGAGAGCACGGAGGCGGAGCAGCGCACGCUGGAAGCCAAGGCGGAGGAGUACGUGCGGCGGAUCGAGGCGAUGCGCAGCAAGCUGGUGCAGCUGGGGUACCGGCCGGAGUUGGGUCACGAGGCGCUAGGCACGCUGGCAGCGGAGGUGGAGAGCCUGGAGGCUCAGCUGGCAGGGGCGACGGAGGCGCUCAAGAUGUACGACGGCAUUCCUCCAAGCGCUCCGGGGCUCACAGCCAUGCUGGAGCGCUCGCAGCGGGAAUUGGCGGAGCAGCAGGCGGCCAUGGGGAGCGCAUUCGUGCAUGGCGGCAAGGCGCAGGCGG
This is a messenger RNA of Astrephomene gubernaculifera, 1027 nucleotides long. Lineage: Eukaryota; Viridiplantae; Chlorophyta; Chlorophyceae; Chlamydomonadales; Astrephomenaceae. The record is from the annotation of a GenBank genome assembly.